Stylonychia lemnae is the source of this 2589-nucleotide messenger RNA. The record is from the annotation of a GenBank genome assembly. Lineage: Eukaryota; Ciliophora; Spirotrichea; Sporadotrichida; Oxytrichidae.
AUGGAGUCUCCUGACUUGGAUACUUCUGCAAAGAAGAGAACAAUUAGUAGAUUGAUCAAUGGAAAUACUAACUAUGUCAGAGAUCUUAAGAGUAUGAGCACGAUAGUAAAAGCGAAAAGGAUUUCUAGAAACAUGCUUUAGCAUUAAUAAACCACAUCAGAUGCUUACGAUAACUAUGUAAAUUCAAAGUCACUGAUUAAAGAUUACGAAGAAACUAAGAAUGUUCCAUCUAGGAAAAUCAAAUCGAAAUUAAAAAAUAACUAAAAAUCAAUAGACUUCAGCAAUCUUAAAGCCAGCAAAUAUAGUCUUGUUGACUCUAAUACUGAGGAAGCAAAUAAUAUGAAUUAGACAGAGAUAUUCGGCCACACAAAUUUGUAGGAAUAUGGAAUAAAUCUGGAUCAAGCAGAGACUAGAGCAAUUAAUUAAAAUGCUAAUGAUUCAAAGAAAUUAAGAUAAGUAGCUCGAACAGGAGGAAAUAAUACUGGAAUAAACUUUAAAUUGAAGCGAAAACUGAGCAGAUAAAAUGACAGAUCUGCUAUAAACAAUCCAAUUAGAAAGAGAAGACAUGAUAUGCUAAAGCAAAUACUCAGACCAAGAGUUAAUUAAAUAGGAUUGAGAAAACAUAUGAAAGCAUUCAGAAGAUGGCUCGUAUAACCGCGGAUUCUAGACAAGAGAGAUUAUAAUAACUUGAAAAUACUGAUUUAUCCAAAAGGAUUAUCCACAAGAUAAAGUAGCAAUAAUAUGAAUAUCAAAGCAAUGAUAAGAAGAAUAAGCUAAGCGAUUAUCUAGCAGAAAGCUAAAAAUGAAUAAAUUGAUAAUGAGAACUAAUAACUAGUUAUUGGCAGUCCAUAUAAAGAGAUGCUUGAAGAUGAAAGCUUCCUUAAUGAAGAUUAUGAUAUUUAAGAUAAAAAAUUGAAGCAGUUUUACAAUCAUCUUGAUUAAAUAAAUUCUUAAAAUUAUCAAGCAACUGACUACUUCCCUUAAUGGAUUGUAGAUGAAAUGCAAAAGAUAGACCAAUUUACAAAUUUUUCAAAUUAAAACAUUUUCAAGUUAUGUACUAAACUACAUAAGGACAGAGGUAUUAAUGAUAGGAAAGCAAUAUGCAGUUACCUCAAGAUGAAAGUCAAUUUUUUUAAGGAUAUAGAAAAAGAAAAGCUUGAGGAGCUUACUAAAAAAGUAGCAACCUUGGAAUAUGAACCUAAAUAGAUGAUGAUAAAACAAGAUGAUGAUGGAGACUUUUUACUUAUAAUCUAUGAAGGAAAAGCCGAGAUUCAGGUAGAUGGCAAAAAGGUAACUGAGGUCGGCCCACACACUUUGAUUGGUGAGUCAGCUCUAGAGUAUAGAUCUAAGCGUAGAGCAUCUGUUAUUGCUCUCUAAAAAUGUAAAUGCUUGGCCUUAUACAAAGCUGACUAUGACAGUACUGUCUCUUUAUUUAAAGCAUAAUAGAAGCUUUAAAAUCAAAAUUUAUUAAGGAGAUUGCAUGUUAUUGGUGAUUGGAAUAUAAUCAAGAUCAAGGGAUUUUCAAGAAAACUUUAUGAGACUCAGUUCAAAAAGGGUUAAAGUACCAAAUAAUGGCAGAUAAAGAGGACAUUCUAAGUUGUAAGAAGAAAUAUUCUGACUCUUGGUCCAUCUUCAAUAUUUGGAAUGGAAGAAGUAAUACUAGAAAAUCCGAAAAGGCUAAUAAGAGCUAGAGCAUUAGAAGAUACUGAAUGUCUUUACGCUAAUAAAACUGAAUUUAUGGAAUAUUUCAAUACAGAGGAUAAGGACAAAUUUAGGUAAAUAAUCUAGGAAUAUACAGAUUUUGAGAAAGAAGGUAAAUAGCUAUUGUUUGAAAUCUAAAAUAAGAAAAAUGUCAGUAAUAUGUUCCUUAAUGCAGUAAAUUUAAAUGUUGGCCUAAUGACAAGAGAUUCUAGAUCAACCUCAGUUAAUGGAUAUCUGACCACUGCAAAUUUCAACCCAAAGCGAAAUGCGAUGGUGAAAAAAUUCUUGUAAAGAAUAGUUGGUGAAAAAACAGAUUCUCCAAUUGAGGAUCUUAGACUAAAAAAUGUUAAAAGGCAAUAAUAUAUAGAGGACUACUAUAAAUAGAAUGGUGAUCAGCUCUUUCCUGUUGUCGAAAACAACAUCAGCAUUUUCAAUGAGGAAAAUAAUACAGAUUAAUUGAGCUAUAGUCCAAACACCAAAAACCAGAGUGUGAAUAAUGCUUACUAGGAUAUUCAGGCUUCAAAGAUGAGAAUUGAAAGAUCUAUAAAUUCCCCUGAGAAAAAAUUGAGAGAUUUCAAAAUGGAAAUGCUGGCAUUAUAAAAUUAAAAGAAAGACACAAAAACAAUAAAAGCUUGGAAAGUAUUACUAACUUUACUUUUUAAUCAAAUUUUAUAGGAAUUUAAUGCUGUUAACUCGAAUAGUAUCUUAGAAAACAUCAAAGGUUCAGCAUUGAACAGUCGUAACAAAUCUUAAAAACUUGGUGGCACAUCCACUAAUUCAUAAAACGUAUCAUUUGUUGAAAAUGGGGUAAAGAUAAGACUCUUAACAGAGCUGCCACUAUAAAUCACCUCUGAAUAGCCGAAAAAUAAUAUUGAGCCAAUGAGGUGA